AGUAUCACCACUCCAGUGACUUCCUCAAACAUUUCUGUAAAAUAUUUGUAACCAUCUCAGAAUAUUAGCUCGUUUUAAAGAUUAAUCUAAGAUUUAAAUUACAAAAAAUAAAAAAGGAAGAAAAGGGAUUAGGUGCGGUGUGGUGUGGUAUAGGGUAUGAAAUUCUUGUUGGAGCUCGUCGUGCCUUGUUUUGGUUCGCAGCAGUUCCACCAAUCCUCCACAAACGCGGAUGAUUCUAUUUCCACCGAAACGCAGUCGCUGAUGAAACAGCGAAGGCGGCGGAAACGAGUUAGAGUUGCGGGUCAACCGGGACAAGCGGCUGAGUGGAGACCAUCCCUCAGCGUGAUCUCGGAGCACAAGCCGGAGAUAAAGGAGACGCCGGAAAAGGUGAAAGAGAAGAGGAAAGUUCGUCGUAAAAGUGAUGGUGGCGGCGGAGACGCGUCGUCCCGAUCAGGCGGUGGUCAUGUUCGUUUCCGCAGUGACGAUUUCGGGAGAAAUUCUUUCGAACCAGUAAUUCCGGCAUUCUCACCGACUCCGUUCAUGUUUUGAUGAGUUUCAGUUUCUUCCUGAAGUUUAUGUGUAUAAUAAUAAUUUGAUAAAUACAGUAAUGUAAUGAUGUAGCAUUAAUGUAUGUAUAUGUUACAAUGUAUUUGAUAUUACUGCCAUCGAUAUAUAAAGCCUAUAUAUGUGACAGUCAAACAAAAUGAGUUUGUCUAUCUA
Messenger RNA from Raphanus sativus (radish), 720 nucleotides. RefSeq lists its product as uncharacterized. Lineage: Eukaryota; Viridiplantae; Streptophyta; Magnoliopsida; Brassicales; Brassicaceae. The coding region runs from base 157 to 549 and encodes 130 amino acids. The transcript is spliced from 2 exons. The record is from RefSeq and is a predicted model, not a curated record.